UGUGUUAGACAAAGAAUGAACAAAGGAUCUGAAUGGCCUGUUUUACAUUAUUUCAAGCAUGAACAGACACUUAAUACAUUAAAUGAAUACAAUGAAUACAAUUCUGCUUAAAUCUAAACACCGUGGCUGAACAGAAUGUUUAAUAUACCAGCAUCGAGAACGAUAUGAAGAAUUUAAGCAGUAAAAAACUACAUGAAUAUUUGUAAUCUAUAAGCCGACCAUUCCGCUAAAGAUCAGCUUAAAAGUGCAUCUGAGAAUGAAAGAAAGACUUUUGAGAAGGACUAUUGUGAAAUAGAACUUAAUUGUAGGUAUAUGAACAUAUUUGUUUACUAAGAUUGAAUGGCUCAUACAGAUCAGUAAUUGUGAAACUGAACUGAUGUACAAAGACAUUUCCAAAGAUAGAAUGAGCACCACAGAAAAGGACUAUACAGAUCUUGCUAUUCGUGAAACGGACCAUGUGUAUAUAGAUGUUUCCCAAGAUAGAAUGAGCUCCCAAGAAAGGGACUAUACAGAUCUUGGUAAUCGUGGAACAGAACAUAUGUAUGGAAAUAUUUCCAAAGAUGAAAAGAACGCACCAGAAAAUAACUAUACAGAUCUUACUGCUCGUGGAACGGAACAUAUGUAUGGAGAUAUUUCCAAAGAUGGAAUUAUCGUUCCUGAAAAUGACUACACAAAUCUUGGUAAUCGCAAAGCGGAACAUAUAUAUGGAUCCUUGAAUAAACAUGUUGUAAAUGAUGAAGCGAAACCAGGGAGUGGUGCUUUCCUGACUGCAAAGAUACGCUUGAUCGCGUUUGUCUCCAUCUUUGUUAUGUGUUCGGUAACAUCGGUUGUUGUUAUUGUUUUGCUAACACAAAACUCGGGAGAAGAAUCCACCAUAUCAACACAAAGCACAAGUGAUUACAUCACCGGCACAACUAAUGAUAUGGAGACAACCACAAAUUUAAACAAAAAGACUUUGAGCGCCACACAAUUUCUAGCGCCGAACACGACAAAUGAAGUUUCAGUUACGACAGGACAGUUACCAGCGAAAACAACUGAAUUAACAACACCUCCUACACCAACCGCGAUUAUUGAAGGUUCGAUUUCAAGCUGGGUGGAUUGGACAUCUCGAUAUAUACCGGUACAACUUUGUUCUCAUUUUGCUUCAAGUCCUCCUUGGGAGCUAGCGGCUCUUUGUCGUCUUGCAUGGUAUCCAUACAAAAAUGAAGAUGGAUACACAAAAGAUGGCUAUAAAGUUUGUAAAGCAAAGUUCAAAGUAAGUCUUGGUGAAGGAUAUCUACUCGCUUCAGGGCAAUUCAUCUCUCUUAAAGUAACAAGCUAUGGUGGAAAAGAGUCUGCAAUAGCAAACACAACUCUUGGUGUUUUAGAAUAUGACAUAGGUCGUAUCGACGGUGAUAAUAUUAUCUGUGUUGAGUAUAAAUGCAGCGGAAUGUACGAUCCGGGUUUUCGAAAUAACUUUGAUAAUACAGAGGUUAAAGUAAUUCUUGAAUAUAACAAUAGUGAAAUUCGGUGCGUAGUUGCUGAGGAAUCAAAAGAUCUACUGAAUUUGAAUGGUAUCACACAAGUAAACCGAAGCGAUGGCAUAUACGAGUUCGUUGCACCAGACAUAUACGGCUCAAGCAAUGGCUUGUACUCGGCAACAUCUGGGUUAAUCGGCGAGGUCAAUAGCGUCGAAGAGCUUGACAUCUUACAUCAAGAGUCAAAUCUGAGAUGCCUGUCUUCAGAACAAACGACAGAGAAUAACGAUCCUGUUGAUGGGGGAUAUGCCGCUCAUUUUACCUGCUUCUGAUGUUGCUUGAUUUAUUUUGACAACAUUUAUUUCUGCUAUUCUUGCUGAUGUUAUAUUUUGAAUUAAAACACGAGUUCGUUAAACAUGCUAUUUACAAUGAAGUACACAUCUGUCAGUCUGCAACUACUCAUCUGCGGUGAAGUGAGCCUGCAAUACCUUACAUAACUUUUGGGUGCUUUGAAUACGACGUAAAUCCAAUGAUAACAUUCUCUGUGUUGAGUUCAAAUGCAGCGGAGUGUAUAAUCCGGGCUUUGGACAUAACUUUGACUCUAACUUGGCACAAGUAUACUAAGAAGUCAUUGGAAAUUGUCAAGUUUUUAAGUGUUUUACAAAUAGGAAAAACAAGACGUAGUCAGUUAUCAGACAACUCAAUAUUUGCCCUCGUAUGAACCUCUACCUGUCCAAUCAUAAAAAAUGCCCCAUUUGUCAAAUUUGAGCUGUGGCUAUUCAACAAUUAAUAAACAACUUCCAAUAUAUACACAUGACUUUGCUAUCUAAAACAUUUUUAUUUCAGUACUUGUCAAUAACUUGAUGCCGGAUAGUGUGAAAUCAUCAAUGUUCGUUGGACAUAAAUGUUCGUGGUUUUCGUGGGUUGGGUGAUCCACGAAUUCAAGAACCAACGAAACACAGACCCUUUAUUCACUUUUUCAAUUACCAUGUUAUGUACAUACUCUAUUAUAUUCUAUACAGAGGAUGCAGUAUACAGCGGUACACGGUGUAAAUACCGAACUUACUGUAUAUCUUACUAUUAUUGUUUUGUUAAUAUAUUAUA
Molecule: messenger RNA, 2561 nt
Organism: Mya arenaria
Lineage: Eukaryota; Metazoa; Mollusca; Bivalvia; Myida; Myidae
Exons: 3
Coding region: 377-1789 (470 amino acids)
Source: RefSeq, a predicted model, not a curated record